This is a messenger RNA of Trichosporon asahii var. asahii CBS 2479, 1989 nucleotides long. RefSeq lists its product as uncharacterized. The record is from RefSeq and is a predicted model, not a curated record. Bases 1 to 1989 code for a protein of 662 amino acids. Lineage: Eukaryota; Fungi; Basidiomycota; Tremellomycetes; Trichosporonales; Trichosporonaceae. The transcript is spliced from 2 exons.
AUGUCGUUUGAGGCUCGUCCGCGCUCCUUCUCGGGAGGCGCGGCUAUCCUGCCAGACCUGCCGUACGCUACCGAGCCGACGACCAUCACCCCGACGCCUCAGCAACAGCAGCAGCAGCAGGCUCAGCAAGUGCAGCAGGUCCACCAGGCGCUCCUCCUCCAGCAGGCGCAGCAGCUCCAACAGCAGCAGCAACAACAACAGCAACAGCAUAUGACGCACCAGCGGAAACUGUCUGCGCCCUCUCCCCGCCAGUCUCCUCGUCUCCGGCAGCAUGCCCUCCCCGCUUUCACGAGCAUCAGUGGAGCACAGGACGGACCGCACCCUCCCGUCCUGUCGUCGAUCAAGCUCGCGCAACUCGGUGACGGGCGAAACUCCAAGUCUGCUCCGUCGUCACCGAUGGGCAAGCCGCAGACAGCUGGCCUCAGCCCGCUCACCACGAUCCAACCCCUCGACAUUGGCCUGCAGGCGCAUACCGGUCUGCCAGCCUCACCAUCACAGCAACUACCACCUCAGUCUCAGUCUCAUCUCCCCAACGGCCACGGCCCGUUGCACUCGAACACCUUCCCGCCUCCGCUUCAGCAGCAGCAGCGAUUCGUCGACCCGCGACUCUUGCACGCCCCGAACCAGGUAGCCGGCAACGUGAACGUCUCGCCCGAAAUCGCGCUGCGUGGAUUGGCGGCGGGCCAGCCAGUCGUGCCGCCUAAUGCGCAGCCGGGCGGCGUGAUGCGCUUCCCGAUGGGCGCCCACGGAGGAGCUGGUGCGAACGGGGCGGGGGGCGGGCGUGGCAUGUCGCACCCGCAGCCCUCGGUGCCGUCAGUGCAGGCGCGGCGCCCCGUGGCACCGAUGGCGCCGCGAAUCAGUUCGCAGGCGUCCAAUGCGUCGUCGGACGACACCGAGGUCGACUCGGACUCGACAUUCGUGCCGGGGCGCAUCCGGGCGCAGCAGAAUCGCUCCCGAUCUCAGCCCGAUCUGCAGGCGCUGCGGUCCAAGGCGGUGGAGCGCUGGGCGACGCAGCAGGAUCAGGAGCGCCGGCGAGAGGCAGCGCGCACAGAGGGCAAUGUGGUCCGGCGGCGGAGCCAGGGUCGAAAGACGCCGCCGAUCCGCGCGCAGACGCUCACGACACCGCUGAAUGCUUACAGCUCGGCGCGCUACUCGCCUCGCCAGCCUGCGCCCCACCUCUCCCCUCUGACGACGUGGACGCCCGGCUCCGGUACGGGCGGAAGCAGCAGCCAGGAGAGCUCCGAUGCAGAGUCGCCCGUGCUCCACAGCCCGCCUGGCGGUAUGACGGGAAGCGAGGACGCGGACGAUGACCUGGACGGCGACUCGCCGUCGAGUGGAUCGAUCUCGUUCAGCCCUCGCGCGAGGCGGCGGCAGCGCUCGCUUCCGAUCGGCCCGCCUCGCUCUGCUGCAGCACUCGGUCUCGUCUUUGACAGCACGCACAGCGAGGAAGAUUCCCCUCGAAUCGUCGAUAUUCGCGCCGCCAGCAUCGAGGCGCGCUUCCAGCGCUCGUCGCUGAUUGGACUGCGACUGCUUGCCGUUGUUCCCGCCCUCUGGGGCUGCGCCGUCCUCGCCCACGCCCUCUGCACUGGAUACCUGUGGGAGGACCCGUGGCCGUGGGGCGUCGACUUUAGUCGCGAGCAGCUCGACCGUCUCGUCCAGGGCAACAUCACCGAGGGCGUGAAGCGUCCCGUGCACCGCGGCGACAUGCUCCUCGCCAUGGCUUGGAUGUGGGUCACGAGCAAUGUGCUCCAAGAGUCCGGCAGUCCGGGCGAUGUGACGCCAGGUCCGUUCCGGGGCAAGACGGCGAGUCCGAAGCCUGCAUUCCGCCCGCCGCCCGAGGGACUCACCGGCUGGAAGGUCUUCACGUGGGGUCGCAGGUGGGACUGGGACGCCGUCGCGUACAAGGUCGGGUGGAAGAUUGGCAUCCUCCUCCUCAUCACCACGGCGUGGCUCUUCUGGCGCAUGGACCAGGCGGGCCUCGCUCUCUAG